AUGAGCCCCCCCGGCAGGGCCAAAGGUGGAGGCGGCGCCAGCGACGGCGGCGGUGGCAGCAGCAAGAGGCCGGCAGAAACACCGCCGAGCCCGGCCCUCAGCGCUACCUCGUCAUCGGGGCGUGUGUCUCCCAUCAAGCGGAAGAGGAAGCCAUCGAUCACGGAGGAGAGCCUGAAAGUGCCGGAUCUGAGCAACGACCAAGUGGGGUAUCUCAACCUCACUACUCACUCCGCCAACUUCCUCGCUGAUCCCAUCGACCUCAAGUGGGGCGAAGAAGACCCGGAGCAGAGGGGCCCCGUGAUGGCGACCACCCGACACCCCACACAGAGAAACGCCAUCGGCGCGCAUAGCGGCAGCUACUGCGUCUACAGGGCCUUGGCCGUGGCGGCUGGCAAGCUGAACACGAACUACAUGCCCAAGCUGGGAUCCACUCGACCGGUGUGCGAGAUCGGACCCUUCGCAUCGUGGUCGGACCCUUCCAAGAUCGGCACCAUGGAUCCGAAGGGGCACCUGGUGACCGAUGUGUUCGACCCUUGGCUUCGAAAGGGCUACGACGUUCGCCCAACGAUCGCGGUGACGAAGGCGCACAUCGACCUACCUGAAGUCCGCGAGGCGGUGAGGCUCGGACGGCUCGUUCCAGACGGGAAGGUGCUCAGCAAGGAAGGGCAGAGCUUCAUCACCAAGUGCGCGGUUGAACCGGUGUGGCAUCUGCCGGAGAUCGCCAGGCGGUUCGGAGUCAACGAAGCCCAGCUUCGGGAGACCCUCUUCAAGGAGACCAACAUGAUGUACCCGGAGCUUGUCACUCGUGAGGACCUUAAGGUUGCGGGCAUCCAAGACACGCGGUUCCAGUCCAUGAUGCCUGACCCUCUUCACUGGCUUGGGGUGACGAAGAUCCACCGUUUCAUCUCCAUGAGCGACAUGAAGUACGACGCCAUCGUCUCCACGGGCAUCAAGAUUGUGGAGCGGGUGGAGAUCCCGCCGGAGCUUGUGCCCAAGGAUGCGCAGGUUAACGAGGAGACUCUCAAGUCUACCAAGGGCAGAGAAUACGACUACGCCGACGGGGAGGACGGGGGAGAGCCCGGCGGGGGCGGUGAAAACGGCGAUGAGAAGCCAACGGCAGAAGGAUAACGUAGACCGCAUAGGAAAGCGGUGCGUGCGGCACAUUCGGGCGUAUGGGUCUUGGUUGCUACCCAAAGAGAGAGGUGCUACGUGCGUGCCGAGGGAGCUUGUGGCGAACGCCAUCACAGGACAGGCAUAGGGGUGGUGGUGGGGGGGUGUACUCAUGUAAACGCAUGCCGUAGUCGUUAGACAACUGACCUAGCAGAGCGAUUUUCCCCGACCCAGGGUAAGUUUAACAAGGAUGAACCAGAAGCUGAUAGUGUCAUCAUACCUGCGUUUGCUGUGCCGAACCAUACACGGGGGGGAGAAAUAGCGCACCAGGCGCGUCGUUGUUUUUGUCACAACCUGGCGAGGGCUGAUCCUUGAGGUAAACCUUUGGAGAAGGACGGUCGUUUUCACCGUCUUGCGGGAUCACGAAUGAAAGCCGUACUUUUUGUAGAUAGUUUUGAACAUGAACGUUGGCACAAUCACAAAAUCAAAGGUGUACGCCGGGCGUCAUUCGGAGGGUCCCCUAGCGUUGUGUCACGAUCACAAAAAUAGUCAGAGGUAGGUUACGCGAGGAAAUACCUUUCGGAGCGUCACCGAGCGUCCUCAAGAGGCUCGCGGUUUUGCAAACGUGAAGUCGUAGAGGGCGGGUAGAUGGGUGGAGGGUAUUUCUAGCGGAUGACAGCGAAGGUCUCCUGGCCAUAGUCUCAUGCAUAGUUAUCUCGUGAAUCAAGGUAUAGCUGGGCGUGAGUGAGUGUGGCCGUAUCAGCGUGAAACUAAAGUCGUUGGGGGACAGCGUUCUUGGGCGUUUUCCCCUCAUGGUGAGAACGAAGGCGUAGCUCAUACAGUAGGGGAAUAAUCUAAUCCCGUUUGUGCGGGAUGGCACGCCUAGUAUACUGCAUGCCGCGGUCGGCUGACUCAACGAUUUGUUAGAUGCUAGAAGCUUUGUUUGCGAGAGAGUUUUUCAUGUCAAGUUCUGGUGGGGGGAGGGCCAAGAGGAGUCUACGCGAAGAUGAUGUUCGCGGAGAGAUCCAAAGAUAGGGUGAAGGAAAGCAUCACAAUAAGCGCUCAAGUUUGUGUGCUUGUCUCUCUCUGACUCUUGUGCUUGCCGAUAGCCGCUUUUGCGUGGGGCAGGAAGAAACGCAGCUACAUAGCUCAGCCGAGGAUCCUA
Ectocarpus siliculosus is the source of this 2275-nucleotide messenger RNA. NCBI's taxonomy places the organism in Eukaryota, Phaeophyceae, Ectocarpales, Ectocarpaceae. The record is from the annotation of a GenBank genome assembly.